This is a messenger RNA of Drosophila subpulchrella, 1281 nucleotides long. Its product is annotated as protein rhomboid. The transcript is spliced from 4 exons. The coding region runs from base 31 to 816 and encodes 261 amino acids. Gene Ontology annotation, molecular function: serine-type endopeptidase activity. Gene Ontology annotation, cellular component: membrane. Lineage: Eukaryota; Metazoa; Arthropoda; Insecta; Diptera; Drosophilidae. The record is from RefSeq and is a predicted model, not a curated record.
CAUCGGUUGUCGCAGACUUCAAAUCGCAUUAUGUCUGCCCAACUGGAGAGCAACAAUGCCAGUGAAAAUAAUAACAAUAGCGUCAAGGAUGUCAGACUCCUGCUGCUGCCAGAGACUUCUUCGGAUGGCAAUCCGGCGAGUGUCAUUUCCCGCUCCGAACUGCAAAAGAAAUUUAUUGAUGACCUGACACGAACGGUUGACGGGGGCCAUGUGCGGAGGAAGCGAGUGUGGCGGGUGCCCUGGUUUAUUUUGCUGAUGUGUUUUAUGCAGAUAUCACUGCACUGGAUAGCUAAUGAGUGCAUGAAAAGAAGACUGAUCUUCAAGUCGGAGUGGAUCGGCGAGUACUGGCGAUUACUGACCUAUAUGCUGCUACAUUCCGAUUAUUGGCACCUCACUCUCAACAUUUGCCUACAGUGCUUUAUAGGUAUCUGCCUGGAAGUGGAGCAGGGUCACUGUCGCCUGGCCGUGGUCUAUAUCGUGGGUGGCGCCGCCGGUUCGUUGGCCAACGCCUGGCUGCAGCCCCAUCUCCUCCUGAUGGGGGCCUCCGCCGGGGUCUACGCCAUGCUGGGGAGUCAUGUGCCGCACCUGGUUCUGAACUUUUCGCAGUUGUCGCACCGCUUUGCCCGCAUCGCCGCCCUGUGCAUUUUGUUCCUCAGCGAUGUGGGUUUCACAAUGCACCACUUUUGCCACAAUCACAAUCGCAAUCCGCGGAUCAGUCUGGAGGCCCAUAUUGGAGGGGGCGUGGCCGGAAUUCUGUGCGGUUUCAUCGCCUACCGACGCGUCCGUCCGUCAACUCAAAGAGCCGUUUACCUUUAGUCUCAAAUAAGGUCGUAAAUUGUAUAGUUUUAGUUUUAACAUAGUUUAUUAUAGUAAAUUAUGCUAAUAAGUGGACUUCACAAGAGCCACAGGUUUAUUUACUUACUAGUAUGCAUUUAUGUGUUUUUCGAAACAAGAAAAUAUCAAAACGUAUUUAAAAUACGAAAAAUAAAAGCAAUUAAUGUUAUUUGAUAAAUUAAUUAACAGUUCUUAAACAAUUUGGGCUGCCAUCAUACUGAUCUUGUAAUUGAAUAUAUUUAUAAACUAAUUUAUCUUGUUAUUAUUCUGACAAUCAAGCAAUCCUUAAUGGAAUAGUCAGCAAUUAUUCCGUUUAUAUUUUUUAUGGGCAGUCCCUAUUGUUUGGUCACAAAAUCCGUUGUUAACUUAUUAUUCUUUUUGAUGGUAAUGCAUACUUUCGGUGUUAUGAAUAAACAUUUAUUUUACACCUCAUAAAAGGGUGGGCAA